Messenger RNA from Dentiscutata erythropus, 255 nucleotides. Lineage: Eukaryota; Fungi; Glomeromycota; Glomeromycetes; Diversisporales; Gigasporaceae. The record is from the annotation of a GenBank genome assembly.
UCACAUUCUGAAUCAUUAUUAUUAUCUUCCAGAGUUAAUUUAGCACUCUCUUUCGGGAUUGAUUCAGCACUCUCUUCCAGGAUUAAUUCAGCACUCUCUUCCAAGAUUAAUUCAGUACUUUCUUACUCUUCUUCAACACCAAUUCUUAUAUCUUUCUCAUUUAACAUUUUCUCAAAAUCAAAAAUUGCAUUAUUUUCGGAGCUAUCUGUUUCUGUAGAUAUUCUACAGCAUUUGAGGAACGUCAUAUCAUUGUAG